Arvicanthis niloticus (Nile rat) is the source of this 3505-nucleotide messenger RNA. RefSeq names its product zinc finger protein 717-like. Lineage: Eukaryota; Metazoa; Chordata; Mammalia; Rodentia; Muridae. Gene Ontology annotation, molecular function: RNA polymerase II cis-regulatory region sequence-specific DNA binding; DNA-binding transcription factor activity. The record is from RefSeq and is a predicted model, not a curated record. Gene Ontology annotation, biological process: regulation of transcription by RNA polymerase II.
ACCUCUGACAGUUGGCUGGUAGGCAUCUCUGUCCUUCACUCUCUUGGCAACUACUGCCUAGAAAGUCGCAUCCUGGUUCUGUGCUGACAUCUUGGCUCGGGCUGCGAGUUUAGUGCAGGGUUUCUUCGGGCUGCGAGUUUAGUGCAGGGAUUUCUUGAGGCAGGUGGGAAAAACAAAAAGAGGAGCGUAGUCUCGAAAUCCUCCCAAGUGGGACCCGUGCCCUCUAGCUGGGUGGAAGCAGAAACACAGGCGGGUCUUGGGGAAGGGACUGAGAUGCAGUUCGAGAGCGGACCGCAGCGGCUCAUGGGAAGGUGACUGGGAUCCAUCAUUCCCAGUCGGAGAGGUCGGCCUGGACAGGGCUUUCAUGGUUGCUGUAUCCCAAGACUGCGCUAAGAGUGUCUGGAUCUGUGACUCCAACUGUCCAAAGGGCCGUUACAGAGGCUCUGUCAAGGAGGCACAUUUGGUUCUGGAUAAGGUCUUUGGACUAUCCAGCUUCUGGUUCCUGGUCCUCCAGGCAGUGUCAGGUCUGUAUCUGGACUGAUCUCAGCUGGGAAAUGACUGUAUUGUCCUGCCUUCAGUGACAUAUGAAGUUGAAGUCGUCAGUGCUUUGAGGCUGAUAAGUUCUGGGUGUUCAGUCCCACACUCAGUGGUUCCUGCUGAGUCUUUUCAAUCUCUAUUUCCAUCAAGCAGUCACCAAGGUUCUUUACAACAUAGCUGUGUCCAGUAGCUAAUUGCACAGUGUUUUGAGUGAGAAUCUAGGACCAAGCCAUGAAUAUCCUCUCACUCUCAUGACUGUAUAUGAUUCUCCUUCUCUCAAGUGUAUCCCAGUAUCCUCUGUGUUUCCAAGGGCAAAACCAAAACAAAGCAACUUACAAACAUCAUGAAUGAAUAUGUGGAGUUGGUGUCAUUUGAGGAUGUCACUGUGAGUUUCACCUGGGAGGAGUGGCAGAAUCUCAGUGAUGCUCAGAGGAUGCUGUACAGGAAUGUGAUGCUGGAGACAUACGGCAGCCUGCUGUCACUGGGGCAAUGCAUCCCUAAACCUGACUUGAUCUUCAAAUUGGAACAGGGAGAGGAGCCAUGGACUGCAGAAGAACCUGCAACCAAGACUCUGCCAGUCUUCUCCAGUAUGGAUGGCGUAAGUGAGGCCAAUCAGAAGAGUCGAGAGAGACAUGUGUGGCAAGUUACAGCCGACUGUCACAAUAGACCAACCGAGGAAGCAGACGGGUUAGAAAACACUUUUUAUUUAUACUCCAUGAAUAUUUCAAGGUUUGCUGUAAAUAAUAGAAACUGUUCAGGAGUGAAGUCUGAAGAGUUGAAUGGCUAUCUGAAUACGCGUCUCCCUUCUGAGCCUCCUGGAUUGUGUACUGUAGAACAAUAUAAUGACUGUUGUGCAGCAGGGGAAUCUGUCAGAUGUCCUGAGCAGUUUUCUCAGCAUUCCAAGAUUCAGACUGGACAGCAGGACUUUGAAUAUAUCAGAGAAGGGAAAGAUGCAAAGGAGGAAAAUUUAUUGAAAGAAAUUGCUUCAUCUAAGAGACUUCAAAUGGGACUGACUUCUUGUAAGCAUAAUGGGUGUGAGCCAGUUUCUGUUCAGUCAGACGUCAUGGCUAAGGUAGGGAAGGCAACUUUCAGUAAGAAGUGUGAUCUCACUAAACACCAAGCCACAUACUCAGGGAGAACAUCUUGUAAAUGCCUUGAAAAUAAGAAAACCUUUACCAGCGAAUUCGACCUUACAGUUCAUCAGAGGACACAUAACCAGAAAAAAGACCAUGUAUGUAUCCAGUGUGAGAAACCCUUUAGUACUAAAUCUUCCCUUACUAUCCAUCAGAGAAUUCACACAGGAGAAAAGCCCUAUGGAUGUAGUGAAUGUAAUAAAACCUUCAGACAAAAGUCAGCUCUCAUUGUACAUGAGAGAACUCACACUGGAGAGAAACCCUUUGAAUGUUAUGAGUGUGGUAAAGCCUUCCAACAUAAGUGGUACCUCAAAACACACCAGAGAACUCACACUGGGGAGAAACCAUAUGAGUGUAAAGAAUGUGGAAAAGCCUUUCUAAAGAAGUCAUACCUCAAAAUGCAUCAGGGAACUCACAAGAUCGAGAAACCUUAUGAAUGUGAAAACUGUGGAAAAACCUUCCAUAACAGGUCGUACUUCAACAUGCAUCAUAGAACUCACAGUGGGGAGAAGCCCUAUGCAUGCAGUGAGUGUGGAAAAGCCUUUUUCCAAAAGUCAGACCUCAGGAGGCAUCAGAGGAUCCACAACAGUGAGAAAUUACAUGAAUGUAAAGAAUGUGGAAAAGCCUUUCAAAAUAAGUCAUACCUCAAAACUCACCAGAAAGUUCACACAGGUGAGAAACCAUAUGAGUGUAAAGAGUGUGGGAAAGCAUUUCAAAACAAGUCAUAUCUCAAUAAGCAUCAGAUAAUUCAUACAGGUGAAAAGCCUUAUGAAUGUAAUAAAUGUGGGAAAACAUUUCAGUGGAAGUUAGUCCUCAGUAAGCAUCAUAGAAUCCACACAGGUGAAAAGCCCUAUGAAUGCAUUCAGUGUGGAAAAAUGUUUGGCUACAAAUCAUCCCUCAUUGUACAUGAGUUGAUUCAUUCUGGGGAGAAACCUUAUGAAUGUAAUGUAUGUAGAAAAACCUUUUCACAAAAAUCAAACCUAAGCAGGCAUCAGAGAACUCACCAACAUGGGGAGCUAUGGUAGGAAUGGGUAAGGAUGUGGUCCCUUGUCCUGCCUCUCCUCUGGAGGCACACAGCAGCCAAUACACUGGCUUGGGGGAAGACAAAGUGAAGUCAGGGACAGGAGUCUGCAGUCUAUGCUUCUCUUGGGGUGUCAGACACUGCUGCAUGCCAGGCUGGAAGGUGAAAACAGUGCAGGAGUGGAAGGAACUUGGUCCGGUUUGGAGCGAGUGCCUGAGUGCCAGAGGGGCAGGAGAAGAGAGAGGUCUUCUUCAGGAGUUUUAGUGUUAUGGCUCCUUUAGGGGAAGGCCUUCCCUGAGACGAUCUUUAAUGAAGAGGCUCUCUGAGAUUGAUUUUAGCUCGUUUGUGUUGUUUUAUUGGGGGUGGAUGUGAACACAUAGGCUUUAUUCUGGGUGAAUGAGGGAUGAUGUAAUUUUGGGGAAGGGUAUGAGAAUAUCCAGAAAGGGAAGGUCAUUGGCUGAAGGCUAAGGCUAUUGAGAUGCCUCAUUAGCAUGGAGAGGUGUUCCAGGCUCCAGGCACUGUUCUAUGUGGCUGGCUUCCUAUGGUCACAUUAGUUAAGGUCAUGAUUACAUGCUCCAGAGUGGGGCAUAGAGGCAGGGAGGGAGCAGCCAUUUCAGAUCUCUGAGGUCCCCAGAGUUUCAGCAAACUUCCAUUUCACCAGUCUCAUGCCCAUCUGGUGGCACAGUCCACUUGCCCUACAUCCACAAAGGCAUUUAAGCCUCAUAAUGCAUCAAGAACUUCAAGCAAGAAUCCACUUCAGGGACUGGAGAGAUGGCUCAGUGGUUAAGUGCACUGACUGCUCUUCCAGAGGUCC